This is a messenger RNA of Hypanus sabinus (Atlantic stingray), 2491 nucleotides long. RefSeq names its product pleckstrin homology domain containing, family G (with RhoGef domain) member 7 (gene plekhg7). Gene Ontology annotation, molecular function: guanyl-nucleotide exchange factor activity. The transcript is spliced from 17 exons. The record is from RefSeq and is a predicted model, not a curated record. Lineage: Eukaryota; Metazoa; Chordata; Chondrichthyes; Myliobatiformes; Dasyatidae. The coding region runs from base 144 to 2375 and encodes 743 amino acids. Gene Ontology annotation, biological process: Rho protein signal transduction.
CCUCCCUCUCUCUCCUGGCUCCACCCGCAGCCCAGUCUCGGACUCGCCGCCGCUUCCCCCUCGUCCGAGAUUCUCUGCUGCGAGCCCGAGCCGGAAUCAGGAGCGGCAGUCGGAUCGAGGUGCGGCUUCGCGAGUAAUGAAUCAUGGAAGUUAGUGUGCCAAAUCUGCCUUGUGGGACCUAUCUGGAAACAUGGGAACAAGGAUGUGAGGUGAUGAAUUUAGGAGGUGAUGAAAGCCUCUUUCAGGAAAAUAAUGGUUUGAAAGACAAUCGGGAUGCCUGGAAGCACAACGCUGAGGUACAGACAAGUCCACCUCAAACGGAAAAUCAGAUUCAAAUGGAAAGCCCAUGCAGUGAGAAAAAAGUGAACUCUCAGUCAUUACCCGUCUUUAAGUUUUCUUUCAGCCCGGAGCAGGAGGUUUCCCAAAGCCCUUGCUUUCAAUUUGACAGGUUAGCUCCUGCCAGGGUCUCCUUGUCUCCAUCCCUUCGGAAAAUGAGAAGAAAGAUGUUGAAACCUCAGACAUUGCAGGAAUUCUGGAAGGCAGAAAGUCCACUCAGUGAUGACCCCACACUGUCUGAUGACUCACAGAGUCCAAGUCCUGCUGGUCAGUCCACAAGUGCGCAAAUGCCACCAGGCAAGGAGAUGCUCAAACAGCCACAACAACUCGAGGACUGUGUGCAAAGUGUCGAAGGCCCUUUAUCUGCAAGCCAUCGUAAGACUGACUGGGUGCUGAGGGCCCAUCAGACUGAAACAAGCAUUCCUCUGUGGGCACGACGAAGAGCUGACUGCCAGCAGGUUAUGCUGGACGAUCUUAAGCAGACCACCCAGGAUUCAGAGCCUGAAAGGUGCUUGUCCAGUCGCAGAGGCAGUUCAGUGGUUAUCUGUUUGCCUGAACUUGAUAUAUUUCCAGGGGAUUUAUUAAUUUCCAAUGAUGCUGAGCAUCUUUAUCGUACACCAUGGACACCCACUCUCAAUGCAGAAUCAAAGAAAUUAAAAUGGCCCUUUACAAAACGAGGAAUGAGCAAAGUGAAGCAAAAGUCAAUAUCUGAUCUAGAAAACCUUCUGGCGACUUUGGAGAUCGCAGAUAGUGUGGAUCAAGGCUCACAACCGUACAAGGACGAGUGCUGGCCACAAACGGUGAGGAGUCAGAACUGUCACCCGGAGAUGCAGCAGAAGGAGAAGAAGCUACAGGAGGCCAUGUGGGAGAUCUUCACCACGGAAUGCACCUACCUCAGGGGUCAGUUGCUGGUGAUGGAGGAGGUUUUCCUGAAUACUUUGAAGAUUCUGCAGAGCAGAGGAUGGCUUCUGGACGUUGACCCUUGGAGACUGUUUGCAAACCUCAAUGAAUUGUCCAAGGUGAGUUUGGACUUCUUGAGCAGUCUUCUAGAUGCAAUACGGAGCUGCUGGGAUCUAUCAUCUCUCAUUGCAGUGCUGUCAAAGUUCCAGGACAGUCUGUGCUGCAGUCACCAGAAGUACUGCCUGAACUAUUCUUCGGCCAACCUCUACCUCAAUAGUCUGAAGACCAGGGAGGACUUUGGAAUCUUUCUUAAUUGGUGUGAACAGAACGAACAGUGCAAGCGACUGCACCUCUCCGACCUGCUGGUCUCACCGCUACAGAGGCUGACAAGGUACCCCCUGCUCCUGAGGAGUCUUUGGAACAGAAGCACUGAUGCAAAUGCAAAGAAAGAGAUCGAAGCCAUCAUCAGGCGGGUGGACAAUUCUAUCUGUGAUCUUGAAGGAAAAGUGAAAUGGCUGGAAGGGAUUCAGAAGUUCCAGCAGCUCCAGGAGAUUAUUGUUUGGCCUGCAGUCUGGGAAAGGAACAAGAAAGCCUUUGUGCCUGAGAGUCUUCGAUAUCUGGUCAAAGACAACAGUUUAGAUGGUCUUCUCUCGCCUGCAAACAGACAGAUUUUAUACGAAGGAAGAUUAGCCCUUGUAGGAGCUACAAAAUUCCUGGAUGUGCAUUUGUUUCUUUUUGAUGACUUACUCUUAAUCACAAAGAUUAAAAAUGCAAAAAAGAAAGCUGCAGCCCUAGACACCGGGUUCAGAAACUCCUCAUCCAGUCCUGAGCUACAAGCCAUGGUCAGGGACGGAGCUGUGUGUUGUGUACUUGACCAACCCAUUCCACUGGACAGACUGAUGCUGAAGAACAUCGAUCCAUUCUAUUCAGCUGGGUCUGGACUGCGUGACGCUUUUCUCGUCAUACAUCAAAACAGGUAUCAGCAGUGCAUAGGAAUCUUCACCCUUCAAGCACACUCUGAGUCUGUUAAGAAAACAUGGAUAUCACACAUUGAGACAGCAUCAUCUGCAUACAAGGAUGCUAUCAACCCUCCUCGACUUCCACCACGAUCAACUGUGAAUGAAUCAGCAGAGAUUUAACUCCAGCCACAAACUCCACCUGCGUACCCCGUUCUGUUCAGUGUAUUUUGAAAAAAACUACCUCCUGUAUUCAGUUUUGAAAGUACUUCAGGUUUUUAAUAAAAUUAUAAAGGCUU